AAUUUAAUAUAAUUCAAUAAAACACGGUUUUGAAUAACCGAAAUGACGUUUAUAUUUGAGGUAAUCGUCCACUGGAGUGUUUUUAUGGGAUUAUCCAGCUUUAAUAAGCUUUUUUUGUUUUUGGUCACCCCGCGUGCUACUCAGAAUGGUACAGUCCGUCAAACCUGAACAGGAAGAGGAUACGGGUCAGGAGGACGAAGCUUCGGGAUCAUUAUCGUUCAUUUUUGACAUGUCCCGGGUUAACCUCCACCAGGUCUUGGUGAUACUUGAAGAAACAGCCAUCACUUCAACGUCACAGUCCGCCUCAGCCAGUUCCCUCACCCAUCGUGUAAGUGGCUGUUCAAUGCCUAAUACAUCAGAAGGUCAAGGAGCAAACCUAUCAGGGCCAGCAGAACCGCCAGGGGUGCAAAGGACCACUGAUGGGGAGGAGGAACGUGGUCUGAUCGGCUCCCCCGCCCGGGACGCUGCCAGAGUAAGGAGGGCUUCGAGCGCCGAGCUCCACCUGCCGUGGACCUGCCCGGUCACACACUCCCGGGAGAAGUUCUACACAGUCUGCUCAGAUUAUGCUCUUCUCAACCAGGCUGCUUCGGUGUACUGUCCCCCAAACACAGGCCGGGACGUGGUCCAGAAUAAGCAGGAUGAUGGGCCCCCGCUGGUGAGGCCUAAACAGUCAGAUGACUUCAGCGCUGGUCAAACUGGAGGGGCCCAUGUGGGAUCAGACGUGGACUGUGACAUGGAGGAAGUGUCCUCUGGCAACACUAAGCCUAUUUUGGCCUGGGAGAUUGAUACAUCAGACUUUGACGCUGUGCUUACUAGAAAAACAAGAACAAGCAACAUGAAGAAAUGCAGCGCCAAGAAGAUGAAGUCAUCGGACAGACCCAGCCGAAAUCUGCAAGAUGUUCCUUCUCAUGCCUCACUGGAGGAGAUCAAACAGAGAAAAGUGCUCGACCUCAGAAGAUGGUAUUGCAUCAGUCGGCCUCAGUACAAGACUUCAUGUGGAAUCUCUUCUUUGGUGUCCUGCUGGAACUUCUUAUACAGCACUUUGGGUGCAGGAAGUCUUCCACCCAUCUCUCAGGAGGAGGCUCUGCAUAUUCUGGGGUUUCAGCCGCCUUUUGAAGAAAUCAAGUUUGGUCCUUUCACUGGAAACGCUACUCUAAUGCGGUGGUUCAGACAAAUCAACGACAAUUUCCGAGUGCGAGGCUGCUCCUACAUUCUGUACAAACCACACGGAAAACACAAGACAGCAGGAGAAACAGCUGAAGGAGCGUUGAUGAAACUAACACAAGGGCUGAAGGAUGAGUCUAUGGCCUACAUUUACCACUGCCAGAACCACUACUUCUGCCCAGUGGGCUUCGAAGCCACGCCACUCAAAGCGGCAAAGGCUUAUAGGGGCCCUCUACCCACUAAUGAAACGGAGCACUGGAUCCUAAUUGGUGAACCCAGUAGGAAACACCCAGCUAUUCACUGUAAAAAAUGGCUGGACAUUGUGACUGACCUCAACACACAAAAUCCCGAAUACCUGGACAUCCGUCACACCGAGAGGGGGAUUCAACGCCGCAAAACCAAAAAGGUGGGUGGCAACCUGCACUGCAUCAUGGCCUUCCAGAGGGUGAACUGGCAGAAGCUCGGCCCCUGGGCAAUGAAUUUGGAGAACCUGCGCCAGGACUUCCACCACACCAGCACGGAGCGGGCCCACGGACGCGUCUCAGAGGACACAGAGGAGAGGGCGUCGACCAAGCGCCUGGCCCACCUGGGACGCUCACACAGCAUGGGAAGUCAGAAAGACACCAGCUGGAAACGCUUGUCCAACACUACAGAGUACAGACAGAAGAGCUCCCCCGACAGCAAUCUCGAAGAAGACAUCACAGACUGAAAAGGUUUAUUUGGACAUACAGGGGGAGGACACAAAACACACAUUAUAACACAGUACAGUAGCCUUAAGAUAGUUUUGAAGAGCAAGUCUGGUGGUGUUCUGUAUUUUACUAUCAACAAAUGUCAAACAGAAAAAGACCAAAACCAUGUGUGAGCCCAUCCGUCCUCUCUACCCUGUCUGUGGCACUUCACUCCAAACCCAUCGGUUCCUACUGAAGACAUAAAUCUUUAAAAAAUGCAUCACAAAAAUAAGGUUUCUUUUUUUUUUUUUUAAAGGCUAAAUAAUGUCCUGACAGAGCUGGGCAUUGUAGUUUUUAACAAAUAACAUAUAACAUUCGAAGAGGAGUAAAUUGUGAAUUUGUAAUUUGUAUUUUCAGCGGAUUAAUACACAAUUAGUGCUCUACUGAGUAUUUCCUGCAGCAUAAUGGUUUGUGGAAAUAUCUCAAAAUAAACAACAUGGAGCAUGUUCAUCAUAAUUUAGGAACAUGUUGCCCAGUGCAACAGUGUGGCUCACUGAUGUGUUCUUAAUAUAUCUGGACAAUAAUAGAGCUCUAUGGUGCAGAGGAAUAAGAGAUACCAGGCUCUGGAUACACAUGCAAUACUUGUUAUUGGGAUACAUUCAUUGUUGGUUGUGGUCUUUUCAUGGGAUUUGUUAAGAGAAACAAGAAAAAUAUUGAAUAUUACCCGACUUUUCCUUUAAUACUGGUGAAUUAAUGUCAGAUUUAGAUUCAACUCAGCUGUCAUUUUGAGGCCGUAACACAGUUUGCAGUGCUUUGAAUCAAAUAUUCUGUUGAAGAUACUGUUGGUGAGGGUCUGUCUACUGUUCCUCUUUGUCCUCAUGAUUUUUUUUAAACACUUUUUUUUGCCACAUUUACAUCAUUUAGCAAUGUCUAGACUGCUACUGAUGCACCAGCAACUACUAAAAAUCACAAUUACACAGGCAGCUACACGUGAGCCAUAAUAAAUUGAUUAUUAUUUAGCAGUGAGUGACAGUUUUAUUAGUGACUGUUACUGUUUUUGUAUGUCGACUUUCGAGGCAGCAUAUGACACCUUGGAGGCACACGGAGGACAGAUAGUCACUGUCUGGAUUGCUUGAGCAUCAGUUUCAAACAGUAAAGUCUUAAAAAUCAUGAUGACAUACUUCGUUGAUACAGGGGGACACCCGUCUUUACAGGACAUUUUCUGAACAAAACAUAAAACUAUGGCCUCAGAAAUGAAGUUGAGUGAAUCCACACUUCUCACAGUUUAAGAACGGAAGGGCAACAUGAGUGUCAAAGAGCAACCGCACUGAAAGGUGUUUUCAUUUAUUUUGUGCACCCAUGUAUUUAAACCAAAAGUGGGAGGUUAGGUGUUCUUACAUGUUACAGUCACACUACAGGAUUAUUUUCAUUUCUUCCUAAUACUAACCAAACACAUUUCUCUGAAUUUAAUUAUGUUUAUCUCACAUCAUCUUUAACGCACUGCAUUGAUACUGUAAGAGUGUACAUUAUAUUCAACUAGUGCUGUCUAGGAAACACGACAGUGACGCAUUAGCUGUAAAUUCUGUUCAAAGAUGACACACCUCCAUACUUCAUUGUCCAGGUACAGUAAGUGGUUAGUUCAGUGGAAAUGCUGUCCAGUCAAAGUGUUGUGCAAGCAGCUGACAUUUUGUUGUGCUUUGUGAAACCUACAGUAAGACUGUUGAGUAGAUGAUCCCAGUUUUUAAAAGACAGGCACUGUACAGAAGUGAUAGUGGAAUCCCUUAUUCACCCAAAAACAAAAUGUGAACCAGAGAAAGUGAAGACGGUGUGGUUUA
Molecule: messenger RNA, 3667 nt
Organism: Xiphias gladius (swordfish)
Lineage: Eukaryota; Metazoa; Chordata; Actinopteri; Istiophoriformes; Xiphiidae
Product: basic immunoglobulin-like variable motif-containing protein
Exons: 10
Coding region: 146-1873 (575 amino acids)
Biological process (GO): nucleotide-excision repair
Cellular component (GO): nucleus
Molecular function (GO): single-stranded DNA binding; DNA endonuclease activity
Source: RefSeq, a predicted model, not a curated record